Molecule: messenger RNA, 4557 nt
Organism: Pundamilia nyererei
Lineage: Eukaryota; Metazoa; Chordata; Actinopteri; Cichliformes; Cichlidae
Gene: sack1ga
Product: family with sequence similarity 83 member Ga
Exons: 5
Coding region: 336-3320 (994 amino acids)
Biological process (GO): signal transduction
Molecular function (GO): protein kinase binding
Source: RefSeq, a predicted model, not a curated record
GCGGUGCCGCAGGCAGCAUGUCGCUCAUUAUUUACUUUCUCUCUUGCCGGGUAGCCUUUCAGCUUGGUAGUAACAAUGGCUCAGUGUUAAUGCAUUAUGGCUGACCAGCGGAAUUAUAGCGCUGACCGAAGCAGGCGACACGAUGAAAGAUAUUUACCAGACCUCGAGCUAAGCUGCUCAGCUCUUUUAAAGAAACGCGAGGAAUUAAAGCACACAGGUGCGUCUGUCUUCAGCCAAAGUCUGGAGACGUUUUGGAGAACUGCCUCGUAGAACUGGGUGGUUCAUGAAAGUUGUAUUGCUGUUUUUUUUUCAGUUAACUAUUUCGGGCUCGCGACAUGGCUCUAUCCCAGCUUCAGUGCCUGGAUGAUAACCACGUGAACCCGCGGACGCACGAGUCCAAGCCCGAGUUCUUCUACUGUGAGGACCAGCGGCUCGCGCUGGAGGCUCUCCUGCGGGAUGGUCGCGAGGCGUUCUUUAAAUACCUGGAGGCUCGCGGCCUCCGGGGUUUCCUCUCAGACCCGGAGCUGGAAGCUCUCACCGGCGCCGUCGAACCCUAUGACCCGGGCUUGGAGCUGUUCUCGGGGGAUGCCGAAGACGUGCAGACCCCGCUGUCGCUUCACUACUGGCCAGAGCUGUCGGACACGUCCAUCCCGCAGAUGGACCUGGGCUGGCCCGACAGCGAUGCGUACCGGGGGGUGACGCGCGCUACGGUGUACACGCAGCCGCCGCUGGAUGGUCACGCUCACAUCAAAGAGGUUGUCAGAAAAAUGAUCGCACAGGCGCAAAAGGUAAUCGCAGUGGUGAUGGACGUCUUCACUGAUGUCGACAUCUUCAGAGAUUUGCUUGAUGCUGGUUUCAAAAGGAGAGUUUCUGUUUACAUCCUGCUGGAGCGUGCAACGCUACCUCAUUUCUUGGCCAUGUGUCGGAGGGCCAACAUGCACGCCGGACACCUCAAGCACCUUCGUGUCCGCUGCUCAGAAGGAGCGGAGUUCUACACGAGGUCCUGCACCAAGGUCAGAGGGCGAAUGGGUCACAGAUUCAUGUUCGUUGAUGGAGACAAAGCUGUGUCUGGGUCGUACAGCUUCACUUGGAUGGCCUCGCGUCUGGAUAGGAAUCUCAUCACCGUGGUUACAGGCCAGGCUGUGGAUGGCUUCGACCGACUGUUUCGCUUCCUCUAUCUGUCCUCCAGUUCUGUUGACCUCCGGCAGACCAUCACAGAGCCUGAACCUGAGCCGGAACCCCUCCCACAGCCCGCCCCUGUCAUACCCCCUUCUGCUGAGAUUGCGAGGAAGUUGUACAGCCCAAAAUAUGCCCUGGUUGCUUUGACCAACCCCGGCCCCACCACCUCUGUUAACCAAGAAAGCCCCAAAGAACCCCAAAAUCCAGAGAACUCCAAGAAGAAGAGGCGAGGCAAGGCUAGUGAAGAAUCGACAAAAGAAUCUCCUCCUCUCCAUCCUGGAUUAAUAAAUCUAGAAAAAGCAUGCUUAAUCGCAUACCUGCCCACAUGGCCAGAACCUGACCCCCCCAGUGAUGUCAUAGGGUUCAUUAAUGUUCGGGAUGCCAAAAAACCAACUCAAGUCCACUUGCAGCGUUCAGAGAUGUUUGAAACCAGCCAGGCGAUCAGGUUUAGCAGUCCAUUCAGCAGCACAAAGGAAUCCAAGGAAGAAGUCGCCAAGCCCACACAGGCGACUCCUAAACAAGAGGAGGUGAAUGCACUCCAACCAGCACAGGCUAAAUCCAUGGUUGAUGAUGCUGUAGAAAAAGCACAGCAAGCACAACUCAGUGAUGUCACACAUAACAAAGAGGCAUCUGAACAGAAAUCACCUGCAUCUGAGGAAAAGUCUGACCUGCAGUCAGACGCCGCUAAUUCUGUCAGCCCCAAGAAUAAAUUUGAUUUAAGCACAACCACUAACCAAGAGGCAGGCCUUGAUACUCCCCUCGGUGCACAAACACUUCCCCAAUCCAGCAGCGAAGCACCCGCUUCUGACGAGGGGAAGAUUUCCCACGCAGAACAACCCGUCUCAUCAAACAGUCACGCUGAGUCAGGCUCGCUCCCAGAAUUAAACACAGAAAAGGAAGCAGAACCUACAAGUAGAUUGAGCACACAAAGUUCUGCUGUGCACAGGACACACACCCCAACACCAAACGGUGCACACACCCCUCAGAUUCCCAACUCCCCAGAAUUAAACACAGAACAAGGUACGAAAGAAAAGACCCCACCACCACAGGCGGAUUCACAAACACGAGCUGUUCACAAGCAACCGCAAAUCUCUACUGAAGUGGCUUCUAGCAUCCAGACUCCAACUGUCCACAGCAACAUUUCCACCUCCCUGGUUUCUGCCACACAGUCUAAAAAUAACCACAUUCCUAUUACUACAGUGCACUCAAGCACAUCUUCUAGCGCUUCUGUUCCCUCCACCAGCUCCUCUGCCCUUCCUCCUCUAACUUCUUCCGUUACAACACCAAAUCCACCCCUCCCUGCAUCCUCUUCUUUGACCCCAGCUCCCCCUAUCCCUAAACCUCGUACCAUACAGAUAGUUAUGAGUGACAGCAGCACCAGCAAUGGGCAGAAACUGCCGGAGAUCCGUCUUGUUAGGAGGCCCGAGGCCAGCACAGGGCCCCUCGUGGCCCACAGUGCGUUUGAUGUGGCAGCUGUUGAGCAGACAUCUCUGGUAAAAGAGUGUCAAACUGUCCCUGAGCUGCAGGACGACAGUACCAGUAAGGCAGGGGCACAAAAAGACACAGAGAACACAGGGAAUCCUGAAGAAACUUCAAAGCAAGAAUCUAAAGAGACAAGUGUGGAAGCAGAUGAGCAAGACGAUGACGGAGCAGCAUCCCAGACGGUCGCUGGAAGCGAGCUGCACAAGUCAGACGCUUUGAUUAAUGAUGCACCAAAGGCAGCUGCAUUGAAAAUUCAAGAAAUCAUUCCAAAAGAUGUUGACCUCAAAACUUCCAAAGAUUGCAGGAUUAUUGGGAAGAUGGACGCACGCUGUAUAGCAACAGCGCAGGCAGAUACAGCGAGCCCUGAAAGGACUCUGACAGGCUCUGAAUCUGGUGACGUGUCAGACAGAAAAGGUGAAAAUGUGACACAGUGCAGAACAUUUCUCGCAAGAGUACAUGAACCCCAAAGGAUAUCAUUUUCUAAACCACAGGACAUGGAUCAGAUGGAGGCUCUGAAUUCUUCGACAGCGCCAGUGUUCUCGACCUCAUGUCUGCGACCUCAUAACGGCGAUGGCGCACACACAUCUGCUACAGACACCCACAGCCAGCAAGCUUUCACACGCUUCACCCAAACCUCAAAAACAGAGGGUCCAACGUAAUCCGAAUUUCUUUGAUAAUAUGUCAUCUCUUCACAAAACGUCAACCAGACCACCGCAACCACUGGUGACGGGUACUGUGGGAUCUAUAGCCGGACGGAAACGGGUCUCCCAAAGCCAGCAGAGCCAGGAUUCAGCAGCACAGAACCAAACUCCUUAUCCAAACUCCUCCUUAUUCCAUAUGAACCCACAGAUCCAGCUCAGUACUCAGUCUCACAACCAGACGGCAUCUGGACCGGAAGUGCAGGAUGGGAGAACUCCAUUUAACUUGAGUUUCAGCCGGCUGUACAACCUUAAGGGGAUGAAUGGCAAAGUGAACAAGACUCCAGCACACAGUAAAAGAGGCAGUGUGGCCACUCCAGCACAUGAGAGUAAAACCACCAGUUAACGUGGUCACUGGUCAUCACGUCUUUUUAAUGUUACUGCGUCAGGCGAAAUCACCACUGGGCCAAUGUUUAUAUACCAACACAUGUUGUUACCUCUUUCUUGACUCCUCGUGUUGUAUGACUAAUUUUUCAUGUCUGCAUUUAAACUCGUGGAGAUUUAUUUUUCAUAUUUAAAUCCAGCUGCCUGCCAGUUUACAGCGAGCUUUCUUCCCCGGGAGGUCAUGACUUCAGGUGCAAUAAAAAGACUAGACCAGAGUUUGCAUACAUUUUUAAUAACUUGGAUGAGGAAACUGAAAUAGUGUGUUUUCAACCUCAGGCGUCAGUCAAAAAAAACAAACUCUUACAUCAAUCAGCUCUUUGACUUACUGUAUUUAAACAUGCUGCACAUAUACAGCGGAUAAAGCAAAAAGAAAAACAAUAUAUUAUUGGCAUUACUGGAUGACUCCCAUAUGUUUUUGUGGAUUAACGUACGGCUUCAAUAUCGUAUUUUCUAUUUUUUAAAAUUUUUGCUGUUUGAUUAAUGGGGAUUGAUGAAAAUGUACGUUAAUAGUGUUUAAAACUGGUACACACCUAACUGCAUUUACAUAGGACUAUAUUAUAUACCAUAUUAAAGUUCCGGCUGUUAUCUAACAUUACUUUACAGUUAAUAAAGAAAACGCUCAGCAUUUUGUGACUUUUUUUUUACAGCAAUCUGGAGCAUUUGUCCUGAAUUUGUAAUAUAUUUUUUCUCCUCUGUAUAUCUGUACAUUCAAAAAGGGGGUGCAUGUUAAAAAAGUGAAAACAAUUAUAAUUUUAUUUAGGUCAUUUGGUAUUGUUACACUGAAAGGCUAAAGAGCAGUUUUCUUUUUUUCACA